AUGUCCAAGGUAGCGGAAAAGGGCAAAGCAGGAGCAGGGAAGCUGCACCCAAUACUCGCAAACCGGCACCUCGAUACACGCAUCAAAUUGACGGUUUUGAAGAGCGUAAUCGUACCGCCGCUAGAGUACGCCGGAGAAGUAUGGGAAGGAAAUAAGAAGGUAGUGAAAGAACUCGAGGCGGCGCAGAUGAAAGCAGCGAAAACCAUCCUAGGAUGCUCCAGGCGCACAAAGGACGUAUGGAAGGGGCUCGACAUCGACGAAGAUGAAACGCUGGAAACGGAGGGUCUAAAGGGGUUCAAGGAGAAGACAUCUGUCGCUUGUGCCGAGAGGGAAGAACUGAAUCUAAGGAAAGAAUCCAAGGAUAAGGAGGGUCUAGAAGUGUACGGAAUGUUGAAGGAAGGAAUAGGGUUCAAGGACUACCUACAUGGACCAAUGGAUGCAGGAACAAAGCUUAAGGUCAAAUUCAGGACCGGGGACAUGGGCCUUCGAGAACGUCGAAGAAGGCAUAGGACGGUAGUCGACGAACACGACGAGUUCAAAUGUGAUUGCGGCUUCGAAUGCGAAGACCGUGUUCAUGUAGUCGCGGAAUGUCCGUUGUACAAGAAGGAGAGGGAAGUGUACGUGACUGAGCUGGGAAAAAUACAAGACUAG
This is a messenger RNA of Ectocarpus sp. CCAP 1310/34, 651 nucleotides long. NCBI's taxonomy places the organism in Eukaryota, Phaeophyceae, Ectocarpales, Ectocarpaceae. The record is from the annotation of a GenBank genome assembly.